This is a messenger RNA of Trichechus manatus latirostris (Florida manatee), 2139 nucleotides long. RefSeq names its product biotinidase (gene BTD). Gene Ontology annotation, biological process: biotin metabolic process. NCBI's taxonomy places the organism in Eukaryota, Metazoa, Chordata, Mammalia, Sirenia, Trichechidae. Gene Ontology annotation, molecular function: hydrolase activity, acting on carbon-nitrogen (but not peptide) bonds, in linear amides. Bases 185 to 1807 code for a protein of 540 amino acids. The record is from RefSeq and is a predicted model, not a curated record. The transcript has 4 exons.
UGAGAAGUGAAGAGGUCCAAGGACUGAGCCUGGACACUAUGGUGUUUAUAGAGAUCAGGGAGACCAGGAGGAGGUAGCAAGGGAGACUGAAGAGUGAUUGAUGAGGUAGGAAGAAAACCAAGAGCACCCUGGAAAUCAAGUGAAGAAAGUGUUUUAAGGAUGAGGGCGUGAUAAACUGUGUCAUAUGCUGCUGACAGAAGUAAGAUUUAUGGUCUCCAUCAUGUCUGGAGCCAGCAGUAAGCUUGCUCUUUUCCUCUUCGGCUGUUACGUGGCUGCCCUGGGAGCACACACCGGGAAGCAUCGCGUGGCUGAGCAUCGCAUGGCUGAACAUCACGUGGCUGAAUAUUACGUGGCUGCCGUGUACGAGCACCAGUCGAUCUUGAGUCCAGACCCUCUAGCUCUCACCUCCCGAAAGCAGGCCUUGGAGCUAAUGAACCAGAACCUCGACAUCUAUGAACAGCAAGUGAUGGCUGCAGCCCAGAAGGGUGUACAGAUUAUAGUGUUUCCAGAAGAUGGCAUUCAUGGAUUCAACUUUACAAGAACAUCCAUAUACCCAUUUUUGGACUUCAUGCCGUCUCCCCGGUUGGUGAGGUGGAACCCAUGCCUGGAGCCUCACCGGUUCAAUGACACGGAGGUCCUCCAGCGCCUGAGUUGUAUGGCCCUCAGGGGAGAGAUGUUCCUGGUGGCCAAUCUCGGCACGAAGCAGCCUUGUCAUAGCAGUGACCCAGGGUGCCCAAAUGAUGGGAGAUACCAGUUUAACACAAAUGUUGUGUUCAGCAGUAAUGGAACCCUUGUUGACCGCUACCGCAAACACAACCUGUACUUUGAGGCCGCUUUUGAUACCCCUCCCAAAGUGGAUUACAUCACCUUUGAUACCCCCUUUGCUGGCAAGUUUGGCAUCUUCACUUGCUUUGACAUAUUGUUCUUUGAGCCUGGCAUCAGCCUCCUCAGAGACUUCAAGGUGAAGCACAUUGUGCACCCAACUGCCUGGAUGAACCAGCUCCCACUGUUGGCAGCUAUUCAGAUUCAACACGGCUUUGCCAUUGCCCUUGGCAUCAACAUGCUGGCAGCUAACAUCCACCACCCAUCUCUGGGGAUGACGGGGAGUGGCAUACACACCCCUCUGCAGUCCUUUUGGCACCAUGACAUGGAAAACCCCAGAGGUCACCUUAUAGUUGCCCAGGUAGCUAAAAAUCCACUGGGUCUCAUUGGUACAGAGAAUGCAACAGGUAAAAUGGGCCCAUCUCAUGCUAAGUUUUUAAAAAUCUUGGCAGGUGAUCCAUACUGUGAGAAGGAUGCUCACGAAGUCCAUUGCGAAGGAGCUGCCAAGUGGAACAUGGACGCUCUUCCCUUGUUUCACUCUGAGAUGAUGUAUGACAAUUUCACCCUGGUCCCUGUGUGGGGAAAGGAAGGCCAUCUCCGAGUGUGUGCAAAUGGCCUCUGCUGUUAUUUACUUUACCAGAGGCCUGACCUGUCCACAGAGCUGUAUGCCCUGGGGGUCUUUGAUGGUCUUCACACAGUGCAUGGCACUUACUACGUUCAAGUUUGUGCCCUGGUCAAGUGUGGGGGGCUUGGUCUUGAUACAUGUGGGCAGGAGAUCACAGAGGCCACGGGGAAAUUUGAGUUUCACCUGUGGGGGAACUUCUCUACUUCCUAUAUCUUUCCUCUGUUUCUGACCUCAGGGAUGACUCUGGAAAUCCCUGACCAGAUGGGCUGGGAGAAUGACCACUAUUUCAUGAGGAAGAGUGGGCUGUCCUCAGGCCUGGUGACGGCAGCUCUCUACGGGCGGUUGUAUGACAGGGACUAGGGGAAAUGUGUAGGGUGGGCGCUGGCUGCCACGUGAUCAGCCUCCACUUCCACAGGCCAAUGGUCACAAGCACUGUGACCACCUCUCUACCCUAAGGUUGGAAACCACUUCUAUGGCACCAGAUCCCACCCUGGGAACUAUGGGAAGAAGUAGGAGAUGCAGAUUCCCUCAGCGUCUCUUCCUCUUAAGUAUGAAUUACUGAUACAUGUUCUGGUAUUUUCUACUCACGUUUGUCUUUUUCAGGCCACAUCUUCCUCCAACAAACUCUCAGUACACAAUUGGUUUUAAGAGCUCAAACAAAAAUAAAUGUCAAUUUAUAGUUUACACAUCCA